This is a messenger RNA of Eruca vesicaria subsp. sativa (arugula), 1150 nucleotides long. The record is from the annotation of a GenBank genome assembly. NCBI's taxonomy places the organism in Eukaryota, Viridiplantae, Streptophyta, Magnoliopsida, Brassicales, Brassicaceae.
GAAUUAGUUCGAGCGAGCUUCACUCACACAAAUGGAGAAGGAAGAGUCGCUGAGACUGGCGAUCGCCGUUUCUCUGCUACGAUCGAAGAUCCAGAACCGUCUUUCUUCUUCCUCCGAAACCGAUCCUCUUCGCUGGAAACAGAAGAACCGUCGAUCUUCUUCCUCCGAUACUGAUGCUCUUCGCUGGAAGCAGAAGGCGAAAGAGAGGAAGAAAGAGAUAAUUAGACUUCAGGAAGAUCUCAAGGAUGCUGAAAGUUGUGAUUUGUUCCCAGGGAAUGCUUCUUGCAAGUGUUAUUUCUUUGAUAGCUUGGGAGAACUCAGCGGCAGGCGGAUUGGAGAGGCCUCUGAAGCGAGGUUUAACGAUGCUCUUCGUCGUAGAUUUCUCAGGAUAGCGAGGAUAAGGGGGAGAAGGAAAUCAACUCGACCAUCUCAAAGAUUGCGGCUUUCAGAACCUGAAUAUGAAGAGGAAGCGGAGCAGCUAAGGAUAUCUAUUGAUUUUCUCCUGGAACUGUCCCAAGCAGACUCCAGUGCCUCUAAUUUCAGCAACUGGUCACAUCAGGCUGUAGAUUUCAUAUUAGCUUCACUGAAGAAACUGAUAUCGAUGGGGAGAAACUUGGAAUCUGUUGAAGAAUCUAUUAGUUCGAUGAUUACACAGUUGAUCGCAAGAAUGUGCACUCCCUCUAAAGGAAAUGAGGUGAGGCAACUAGAAACUAGUGUUGGGUUAUAUGUCCAACAAUUGAUCCGUAAACUGGGAAGUGAUCCAUACAUUGGACAGCGUACAAUAUUUGCUAUUUCUCAGAGAAUAUCUAUUUUAGCCGAGAACUUACUGGUCAUGGACCCGUUUGAUGACUCAUUCCCAGAGAUGGAUGAGUGCAUGUUUAUAUUGAUACAGCUAAUAGAGUUCCUGAUAUGUGACUGUUUGUUAUCCUGGGCAGAGAAUGAAUCAUUUGAAACGGUUGUGUUUGAGGAGUGGAUAUCAUCAGUUGUCCAUGCGAGGAAAGCAGUAGCUGCGUUGGAAGAAAGAAACGGGUUGUAUCUUCUUUUCAUGGACCGAGUCACAGGGGAGUUAGCUAAACGAGUUGGUCAAAUCUCAUCUUUCAGGGAGGUGGAGCCAGCCAUUUUGGACAAAAUCUUAGCAUACCCAGAAUGA